GCGGGGGCGCGGCGGCGGGACGCGGCCGGAGUUUUGACGUGGCAGUUGCGGGCCGGGCUGAAGUCCGCGCCGCGAGCCCAGGAGCCCGGGAGCGCGGACCGAGCGGAGCGGAGCGGCGGCAGCGCGGGGCGGCGGCAGGUUCGGUGUGGAGCUGCCUCCUGGACCGUCUUUUCACAAUGAGUCAGCAAGGCUACGUGGCGACGCCCCCCUACUCCCAGUCGCAGUCUGCGAUGGGCCUCUCCCCUCCGCUCUACGGCCACUACGGGGACCCCUCGCACGCAGGGGCUCCACCAGGUGCGAUGAAGCCAGCAGGGCCCAUGGGGGCUGCUCCUGGGGGGGUGCUGCCUCCGGGCCCCCCGCCGCCUGGACCACAUCAGUUUGGCCAGAACGGAGCUCAUGCCCAGGGCCGUCCUCCCCAGAGAUUCCCAGGCCCUCCUCCUGCCAACAGCGCGGCAUCCUCCUAUGCCCCCUAUCCACCCGCGACACAGUCAUCGUAUCCCAGUGCCAUGCCCACUGCAUCUGUCUCCCAGCUGGGCAGCCAGCUCGACACCAUGCACAUCAGCUACGGUUCGGGCACGGCACCCCCUGGCCAGGCACCCUCUGGCCAGGGUGCUCCGCCGCCGCCUCUGCAGCCGUCCAUUCUGCAGCCUGGGUCUCAGGUGCUCCCUCCACCGCCCACCGCACUGAACGGCCUGGGGGCGCCACCCAUGCCUCCGCCCGGCCCGGCGCCUCCGAGUGCCCAGCUGCAGCCCCCGCCGCUUCCAGGACAGACCCUGGGCAGUGGGUACCCCCCGCAGCAAGGCAACUACGGCGCCCAGAUGCCAGGCGCGCAGCUGGCGUACCCGGGAGGCUUCCCCGGAGGGCCUGCGCAGAUGGCGGGCCCGGCCCCGCCCCAGAGGAAGCUGGACCCCGACGCCGUGCCCAGCCCUAUUCAGGUGAUUGAGAGCGACCGAGCCGCCCGAGGGGGACAGGUGUAUGCCACCAGCACCAGAGGCCAGGUCCCGCCCCUGGUCACCACGGACUGCGUGGUGCAAGACCAAGGCAAUGCCAGUCCUCGCUACAUCCGCUGCACCACCUACUGCUUCCCGUGCACAGCAGACAUGGCCAAGCAGACGCAGAUCCCCCUGGCCGCCGUCAUCACGCCCUUUGCCACCGUGCCUGCCAACGAGACGCCCCUCUACUUGGUGGACCACGGCGAGGCGGGGCCCGUGCGCUGCAACCGCUGCAAAGCCUACAUGUGCCCCUUCAUGCAGUUCACCGAGGGCGGCCGGCGCUUCCAGUGCGGCUUCUGCAGCUGCGUCAACGAAGUCCCGCCGUCCUACUUCCAGCACCUGGACCACAUGGGCCGCCGGCUGGACCACGGCGAGAGGCCGGAGCUGUCCCUGGGCUCCUACGAGUAUGUGGCCACUCUGGACUACUGCAGGAAGAACAAGCCGCCCAGCCCUCCCGCCUUCAUCUUCAUGAUUGACGUGUCCUACAGCAACAUCCGCAGCGGGCUGGUGCGGCUCAUCUGCGAGGAGCUGAAGGCCGUGCUGGAGCGGCUGCCCAGGGAAGAGCCGGAGGCGCCGUCUGCCGUCCGCGUGGGCUUCGUCACCUACAACAAGGUGCUGCACUUCUUCAACGUCAAGAGCAACCUGGCGCAGCCGCAGAUGAUGGUGGUGACCGACGUGGCUGAGGUCUUCGUGCCCUUGCUGGACGGUUUUUUGGUCAACUACCACGAGUCCCAGGCCGUGAUCCACAAUCUGCUGGACCAGAUCCCCGAGAUGUUCGCCAACUCCACCGAGAACGAGACCGUCUUCGCGCCCGUCAUCCAGGCCGGCAUGGAGGCCCUGAAGGCCGCCGAGUGCCCCGGGAAGCUGCUCGUCUUCCACGCCUCCCUGCCCACGGCCGAGGCCCCCGGCAAGCUGCGGAACCGGGACGACAGGAAGCUGAUCAACACGGACAAGGAGAAGGUCCUCUUCCAACCCCAGAGCGGGGUCUACGAGGCGCUGGCCCGGGACUGCGUGGCCCACGGCUGCUGCGUGACGCUCUUCCUCUUCCCCAGCCAGUACGUGGACGUGGCCUCCUUGGGGCUCGUGCCGCAGCUCACGGGAGGGACCCUUUACAAGUACAACAACUUCCAGCUGCACGCGGACAGCCAGCAGUUCCUCACCGACCUCUGCAACGACGUGGAGAAGAAGAUCGGCUUCGACGCCAUCAUGCGGGUCCGCACGAGCACAGGUUUCCGGGCCACUGACUUCUUUGGAGGGAUCGUCAUGAACAAUACGACCGACGUGGAGAUGGCGGCCAUCGACUGCGACAAGGCGGUGACCGUGGAGUUCAAGCACGACGACAAGCUGGGCGAAGACAGCGGGGCCUUGAUCCAGUGCGCCGUGCUCUACACCACCAUCGGGGGGCAGCGGAGGCUGCGCAUCCACAACCUGGCCCUGAGCUGCAGCGCGCAGCUGGCCGACGUCUACAAGAGCUGCGAGACGGACGCCCUGGUCAACUUCUUCGCCAAGUCUGCUUUCAAGGCGGUUCUGCACCAGCCCCUGAAGCUCAUCCGGGAGAUCCUGGUCAACCAGACCUCGCACAUGCUGGCCUGCUACCGCAAGCACUGCGCCAGCCCGUCCGCCGCCAGCCAGCUCAUCCUGCCGGACUCCAUGAAGGUGCUGCCGGUGUACGUGAACUCCCUGCUCAAGAGCUGCGUGCUGCUCGGCCGGCCCGACACCCCCACGGACGAGCGGGCAUUCCAGCAGCAGCUGGUCAUGACCAUGGGCGUGGCUGACUCGCAGCUCUUCUUCUACCCGCAGCUCCUGCCCAUCCACACGGCGGCCGCCCAGAGCCCCAGCCCCGCGGUGCCUGCCGCCGUCCGCUGCUCGGAGGCCCGUCUCUCCGAAGAGGGCGUGUUCCUGCUGGCGGACGGGCUGCGCCUGUUCCUGUGGCUGGGCGCCAGCUGCCCGCCCGAGCUCAUCCAGGGGCUGUUCAGCGUGCCGUCCCUGGCGCACGUCAGCGCGGACUUGACGGUGCUGCCCGAGGUGGGGAGCCCGCACUCGCAGGCGCUCCGGGCCGUCGUGGGUGCGCUCCAGCGGAGGAGGCCGCACUCCAUGAAGCUGGUGAUCGUGAAGCAGCGGGAGCAGCCGGAGAUGGCGUUCCGGCAGCUGCUGGUGGAGGACAAGGGGCUGGACGGGGCGCCGUCCUACAUGGACUUCCUGUGCUGCCUGCACAAGGCCGUCUGCCAGCUGCUCAACUGAGGCCGGCGCUGGCCCGCGCCUCCGCCGACUCCCCGCGGUUUCGGGCGCCCUGAGUCGGCGCGGUGCUCAGCGGGGAGCGAGGAGGCCGCUCGCCCCCGAGGACCGUCUGCCCGGCCGCCCGCCGCGGGCCCGCGCCACGGCCGCUGUCACCGGGCUGCCCACACCCGCUCCCUCUGCUGCACACAUAAAUUAUUUUCCACGUGUACAGAUUGGGGUAAAACUUGUCCUGGCUCCUCUCCCAUUUGUAACAAGGGGGAAAACUUAAUUUUUACAUUAUAUUUUUUAGAAUCAUGUAACCCCACUGAACACAUUUUUCAACUUGAGGUUUGCAUAGCAGACUUUUAAUGACCUUGGGAUCUAUUAGAACCACCUGUGUUCUUCAUUUUUUCAAGAUUACGUAUCGUAUACGGUACCACCGUCCCCGCGUCUGUUCUGCACAGGCGUCCGCAGUCCUCGUGGGUCCCGUGCGGUGCUGAGCGCCUCUGAGCAGCGGUGACUCAGCCAGGCCUGUGCCCUGCUCGGCAGAGGCCCCCGUAGGGGCUCGGGGGCCGCGGGCCAGGCAGUGCACGUGUGCGGGGGCCGCUCCCGCACCGCCUGCGUCUGGAAGAGCCCAGUGACAGACAGAAUCGCUAGGAAUCAAUGUUCAUUUGUUUACUGUCUGGUCAGAUGGAAACAUGUUUCUCCAUUCCUGAAGCAAUAAAGAGCAAAGGAAGCAUUUAGAUGGUGUGUCUGAAGGCGGAAAGAUAAUCUGGACCGGAACUUGUGCCCAAGAGGAGGCACUGCGGCUGCCGUGUCUGAACCCGCCCCCAAAGCGGGUGGGAGAAAAGGCAGUGCUUGGGGAGAGCUGGCACCUGCACUUGGGUUGCUGCAAACACAGGCGGGGAUGCUGGCUAGGCUGACACCGGACACGAGAGGCUGGGAUCCCCAGCGCCACCUCCAGGGCGCUCGGCCCGCUGAAGGCAGGCUGAGCAGCCAUGCAGACCAGCUGUGCUAGAAGGUUCUACCAGCCGCGUCUCCUGUGUGUGCGGAGCCCACAGGUGAGUCUACCUCCACUCGAUGGCAGCUUCAGAUGGUUCAGAGGACACCACCGCCGUGGCGUCUUGUCUGGCCGGGAAUGCCGGCCCGAAGCGUGUCCUCGGCACGCUCCCAGCGCCCGCGCCCACGCCGAGCACACCGGCCCCGGGUCAGUCACAGGAAACGGCGAUGUGGGGGAGAGCCGAGCCCAGGCCCUGUCCUUGCAGCGCGGCUGCAGGGUGAGCUGCACAGGUUUCUCUUGACAAUAUUUUUGAAGGUGUUACCAGUUUAGCCACCAAUAUAAAACUUUUACAAAUAAGAAUUUUCCAUUGUAAUACCUUUUAUAGACUAAGGCUUUAGUUUAUUAAGCCAGUCUUUUUUAUGUAAUUUUUCAAAUCUUGGUAUUCUUUGGGCCAUGAAAAGCUUUCUU
This is a messenger RNA of Pipistrellus kuhlii (Kuhl's pipistrelle), 4677 nucleotides long. RefSeq names its product SEC24 homolog D, COPII coat complex component (gene SEC24D). The record is from RefSeq and is a predicted model, not a curated record. Lineage: Eukaryota; Metazoa; Chordata; Mammalia; Chiroptera; Vespertilionidae. Gene Ontology annotation, cellular component: COPII vesicle coat; endoplasmic reticulum exit site. The coding region runs from base 177 to 3233 and encodes 1018 amino acids. Gene Ontology annotation, biological process: intracellular protein transport; COPII-coated vesicle cargo loading; endoplasmic reticulum to Golgi vesicle-mediated transport. The transcript has 23 exons. Gene Ontology annotation, molecular function: zinc ion binding; SNARE binding.